Messenger RNA from Pogoniulus pusillus (Red-fronted tinkerbird), 2176 nucleotides. RefSeq names its product phosphatidylinositol glycan anchor biosynthesis class B (gene PIGB). Gene Ontology annotation, molecular function: alpha-1,2-mannosyltransferase activity. The record is from RefSeq and is a predicted model, not a curated record. The coding region runs from base 1 to 1809 and encodes 602 amino acids. Lineage: Eukaryota; Metazoa; Chordata; Aves; Piciformes; Lybiidae. Gene Ontology annotation, cellular component: endoplasmic reticulum membrane. Gene Ontology annotation, biological process: GPI anchor biosynthetic process. The transcript is spliced from 13 exons.
AUGCCGCCAGGCGGCGCUCCCGCGCCCACAGACACGCCUGAGACUCUGGCGGCCUCUCGCCGCGCCUCGGCGGCACCCUCGUUCCCGGCGACGAGAAGGGAGGGAGCAGUGACGAGAACCCACAGACCAAAGGCACCCCGGUCGCUAAAGCGGCCGGAAGGAAGUGCCGGCGCUGUGCCGGCGGCUGGGGUUGCGCAUGCGCUGCUCCGGCGAGCGGCAGCGGCGCCGGUGGCGAUGGCCGGCGGGUUGCUGGCGCGGCGGCCAGAAGCAGUGCGGCUCCGCAAGCGGCGCUCGGUGCUGUACAGCACCCCUGGCGAGGGCUCCGGGCAGCGAGAAGCCGGCGCUCUCAGCGGGCCGACACGGCUGCUGGCUUUCACCGUGGCGUUUCGGACGCUCAACUGCUUCUUGGUCCAGACCAGCUUCGUCCCAGACGAGUACUGGCAGUCGCUGGAGGUCGCUCACCGCAUGGUCUUUAAUUAUGGGUACCUAACUUGGGAAUGGGCACAUGGCUUAAGAGGAUAUUCAUAUCCACUGAUCUUUGCAAGCAUCUACAAAGCUUUACAGCUGUUGGGCAUGGAUGAUGUCAAACUGCUGAUAUGGGUCCCUAGACUUGCACAGGCAGUGCUGGCAGCUUUUGCUGAUGUGAAGCUUUACUCACUAGUGCACCACCUUGAAAAUGCAGAAACAGCAAAGUGUGUGUACUUCUGCCAGCUGUGUUCCUGGUUUACAUGGUAUUCCUGUACCAGAACUCUAACAAACACCAUGGAAACUCUUCUUACCAUUUUUGCUCUUUCCUACUAUCCAAUAAAAGGUUCCAAGAUGGGAAGCAGCUGCAAAUACUUAGCGUUGGUAGCACUUGCAAUUAUUAUUCGUCCCACUGCUGUUAUCCCAUGGAUACCUUUGGUCUUCAGACAUUUUUUGCAAGAACAGAAGAAAGCAGACCUUAUCCUGCACAACUACGUUCCAGUUGGAUUGGUUACAGUAGGAACCUCUUUAAUAAUUGACCGCAUGUUUUUUGGUGAGUGGGUACUGGUUCAGCUGAACUUCUUGAAAUUCAACGUGCUGCAGAAUUUGGGAACGUUUUACGGCUCUCAUCCUUGGCAUUGGUACUUCACUCAGGGAUUACCAGUCAUCUUGGGUACCCAUCUGCCUUUCUUUAUUCAUGGCUGUGUCCUGGCACCAAAAAAGUAUCGCAUCUUUCUACUGACAGUGAUUUGGACAGUGUUGGUAUACAGCAUGCUGAGCCAUAAAGAAUUCAGGUUCAUCUAUCCAGUACUGCCGUUUUGCAUGGUUUUUUGUGGAUAUUCUUUGAAACAUCUGAAAACAUGGAAGAAAUCUGCAGCAAGUUGCCUACUUCUAUCAAAUUUACUCCCAGCUCUGUAUACAGGCUUGAUUCACCAGCGAGGCUCUCUUGAUGUUAUGAGUCACAUACAGCAACUCUGUAAUGAUUCUUACCAGUCACAAGCUUCUGUCUUCAUCCUGAUGCCAUGCCACUCUACUCCAUUUUACAGUCAUGUUCACUGCCCUCUAAAAAUGCGAUUCCUUCAGUGUCCCCCAGACCUAACUGGAAAUGAGAACUAUAUUGAUGAAGCAGAUGUAUUUUACUCUAAUCCAGUGGGUUGGCUUAACAAGGAGUUUUAUGACGACACAUUAUUACCUAGUCACUUGAUCUUCUUCAGCAUACUAGAACAGGAAAUCUCAUCAUUUCUAGCUUUAAGGGGCUAUGAGAAAACAGCCACUGUCUUUCACACUCAUGUACCUCAGGGACGAGUUGGAAGCCAGAUCUACGUUUACAGGAAGAAAACAUGAAAUGGAUGACACUUGAAGAUCAGUUUCUGGACUGAAGACCUAGUAAGAUCAGUUUUGCACAGCAGUACUAUGGCUUAGAAGAUCCUGUACUGCAGUGAGUAUAGAAUCUAAAAACCGGGUAAGUCAAAGGGGGAAGUCUGAUUAAGCAGCCUCUGGCUGUCUGAAAACAAACUUCUUCCUGAAGGCAACUUCAUUAGCAGCAUGAAUGGGUGGGAGUGAUGUGUGCCCUUACAACACUAGAAAGCAUCAGGAAAACCAAAGUUGUCAUGUAACUACUUCAUAAGAAAGUCAACAAGACUGGACCAUUUUUAUAGAACUGUACAACUAAUGCUAGGUUUGUUUUAUAAAUAAAGUCUUUUACCCACAA